Molecule: messenger RNA, 1764 nt
Organism: Orbilia oligospora ATCC 24927
Lineage: Eukaryota; Fungi; Ascomycota; Orbiliomycetes; Orbiliales; Orbiliaceae
Exons: 7
Coding region: 1-1764 (587 amino acids)
Biological process (GO): zinc ion transmembrane transport
Cellular component (GO): plasma membrane
Molecular function (GO): zinc ion transmembrane transporter activity
Source: RefSeq, a predicted model, not a curated record
AUGAAAAAAUCAGUUCUCUUUGUCUCGUUUGCGGCAUUGUCGCUUGCGCAUUCCGCUGGUGUCAAACGUCAGAAUACGGCGCAGGCGACCUCGAGCGCGGCGGAUCAUGAUCACGAUGACCACGACGACAUAACAGCCGUGACUGCUUGCCAUCUUCACGGCGCGACGCAGUAUUGUAUGCACGAGGCGACGGAGUUUAUGAUAUUGGCUUCCGCGACAGCGACUGAAGAUUUACCGUCGUCUUAUACAGACUGCCAUGCCCACGCGACACAGACGUGGUGCGUUGCACCAAAUGGGGACGAAGUCCAGAUCGCGGCUGAAGCGCAAACUACGCCGGCUCCAACUGGUGCAGACGACCAUGAGGAUGACCAUGAUCAUGAUCAUACGGCUGGCACUACUACCUCUACAACUAUCCCUCUAUCCAUUACGAAGUGUCAUACUCAUUCCACUGAGAUAUUUUGUAUGGCUGGCGAGACAGAGUAUCUUGUGAAGGCGACAUUGACAGCUUCGGAAUUCCCUCCGGAAUACACUGGUUGUCACUCACACGGAUCGGCAAUGUAUUGUGCUGAUCCGAGUGGGGACGAUGUUCUGGUACAACUUGCUGGUGCGGAAGAGGAACCGAGCGGAGAAGGGGAAGGUGAACCCCAAUUACACUGUCAUUUUCACGCUGGUGUUGAGCAUUGUGUCGGCGCUGAAGGAGAGAAAUCCAGUGCAGCAAGGGUUUGCACUAGGACGGACCGAGAAUAUAAUAUUAAGCUGAGGGUUGGUUUAUUGUUCGUUAUUUUGGUAACAAGCGCCCUCGGUGUCUUUGGACCGAUCUUACUGUCAUUGGUUUUAAACUCAAAAGCAUACUCUGUGCUUCUCAUUUUUAAACAAUUUGGUACAGGUGUUAUUAUCUCGACUGCAUUCGUCCACCUCUUUACUCAUGCCAACCUCAUGUUCACGAACGAAUGUCUCGAGGGUGUUGAAUACGAGGCUACAACAGCUGCGAUUCUUAUGGCUGGUCUCUUUCUUUCCUUCCUUGUGGAGUAUCUUGGACAAAGAAUUGUGCAUGCCCGACACGCCAAAUUGAUUGAGGCGAACCGCGAAAACAUGUCUUCUAAUCUAAUGGCGGAGAUGAAGGUUCAGAACGAGAUUGUUAGCGUAUUGGUGUUGGAAGCAGGAAUUAUAUUCCAUUCUCUUCUUAUUGGGCUUACCCUCGUUGUCGCUGGCGAUAGCUACUUCCUCACCCUCUUUGCUGUCAUCCUCUUCCACCAAAUGUUCGAGGGUAUUGCUCUGGGAACUAGAAUCGCAGCUCUUGGGACCGCUUCUCCAAACCGGGUACCACACGGUCAUCUACACAGCCACAGCCACAGUCAUGACAUCAACCGUAUCUCUCAUAGCGAAGAACCCCGUCCCUCCGAACCGAAAACAACAGCCAGCUCUCCAGAAGCUGUUGAGGUUAUGAAACCGGUUGGCGUGUCUCUUGGCAGAAAGUUGGCUUUUGCAUCUGCAUUCGCAUUAGUUACGCCUAUCGGUAUGGCAAUCGGUAUCGGUGUGUUGGAUAGGUUUAACGGAAAUGAUCCGUCGACUAUUAUCGCUAUUGGAACGCUGGAUGCCCUCAGUGCCGGUAUCUUGGUUUGGGUCGGUGUUGUGGAGAUGUGGGCUGAGGACUGGAUGUUUGGUGGUGAGAUGACUUAUGCUGGAUUCUUUACCACGAUUUUGGGAGGGCUUGGGCUAGUUUUGGGGAUGGGUAUUAUGAGCUUCUUGGGUAAAUGGGCUUAA